Molecule: messenger RNA, 2261 nt
Organism: Tympanuchus pallidicinctus (lesser prairie-chicken)
Lineage: Eukaryota; Metazoa; Chordata; Aves; Galliformes; Phasianidae
Exons: 3
Coding region: 1206-2261 (351 amino acids)
Source: RefSeq, a predicted model, not a curated record
CAGAAAGCCUUCUGCCCCCCGGAGAUGCUUCCCAAAGGGAUGGAUGCCCCCUUCCCAACCAAAGGUCCUGCAGAUGCACAAAGGCUGUUCGGGUCCUCAUGGAUUUUGCCUCCGCGGUUGGAAUUUUUGCUAUCUGCCUGGACUUACUCUUUCCAUCACACCCUUGUGAUGAAAAGAAGAUGGGCAGCACCUUAAGAGAGGCUGGUCUGAGAAGGAAGACAGAUGGGUUCCAUGCCAGAAGCUGCAGCGACAAUGGAAAGGGAUGGGGUUAACCUACCCUUGCCCCAUUCCUAGGCUGAGAUGCUCUGAGGCUGCUGUAAAUCUCACAAGAAAUGCAGCAACCCCAUGACUGGGCUGAGCCCCAGGAGACAGCCCCUCCUCUCCUCUCAUCUUCCUUGUGCUGAGGUUUGCAAAGAGAACAUCAGCAAGAUCUCCAUCUCUCUGAGACCACCAGAUGCAACCUCUUGGCCAUGUGCUGGAAACAGAUCUGUGCAGCUGCACUGUGAAGGUCAUUUCUCCUGCAGUCACUAGCUACAGAGGCUGAAUGGGGAGCAACCAGUGCACGUGACAAGAAUGGUGUGAGGCACCAAGUACCAAAGUAUUCGGGGUGAAGACUGAGCAAAGCAAACCUAAGGAAGCAGGAACAGAGCCUCCUGAAGGGAUGGGACCAGCCCACUCGCUCGACGCACAAGUCAGGACUCGUAGGGACUCAAACCCUGCAAAAGAAGGGCCACGCUGCCCGGCUGCAGCGUUUGCUUUUCCAACGAAACGCUGCGAAAGGUACCGUGCUGCAACGGGAGAAUCAACUCCCUGAAACCCGAGGGCAUUUUUUCUUUGUCUGCUCGGUGGUUUCCUUGGCUGCUUUGGGGAGGGUUUUCUAACAGUAAAACCACUGCAGAAUCCUGCCCAACUGCGGCUUGAAAUUCAGCACGUUCGGCCCUGAGGGCUGCCUGGGCCUCCCCCAUUCUUUCAGUGGGAAGCGCGGGAAGCGGGGCCCCUGCCUUUGUCCUGCAUGGUGACGGUUCCAGGCUGCAGCGCUCCCACCCUGCUACCAAACCUCCACCUGCAGAAGGAAACCACGGGGCCUGCCCCUGCCCCGAGCACUCAGCCCUCCAGGAAACCAGGAACGAACCUGCUGGCAACUGGGGGCUCUCUGCUUUCAGUGGGUUUAAAUCUUGAUAAAAAAAUAACCUCCCUUCUGCCCCAUGCUUCCCACCCCCCUCUCCCAACUCUUUACAUUUUCCCGGCGCUGCCGAGUCCGUUUUCCUGCUGGAUUUUGCAACCUUCUGGCAAGACUGGGCAAGCUCUGCCCAUUGCACCGCGCAGUGCUGGCAGCUGCCCGUCCUGCCUUCUGCUGCCACAGACCCCCCGCCCCAACCUUCCCCCCACUCGCAGAGCAGCACGGUGAUCAAUCCACGCGGUGGUGUACAAAGCUUUUGUUUUUUUUUUUUUUUUCCUUUUCCAAAGUAAUCCGUAUUUUGGAUCACCCCGAUCGGAGCAGAUUAGCACCUUGGAGCAUGCCUUUGCCUGGGCACGAUAAAGACCUCCUGUGGCUUUUCUGCAGGAGAUGCCACAACCAAGCUUUAGAAAACGGGGGCUCCUGGACCCCGUGCCGCUUCCCCCCUCCCUCCUCCUUUUUCUUUUCUUUUUUUUUAAGCAAACAGCUUAAAGCUCAGCACCAGUCACCAGCUGAUAUGCACCUCCAGCUGCUCCGGCAUUGCAUGAAAGCUGUCUGUCCUCUUCAUCCACUUCCUAAAACACCAGCCUGCAGAGGGGCUGUGUUGUCCUUUUGGAGGGGUUUUUGUCCUCUUGGCCAGGUUCUGUCCCCUUGGCCAGGCUCUGUCCUUCUUUUUGUCCUUUUGGCCACAUUCUGCCCCCUUCAGAGGGUUUCGUCCCCUUCGCAGGGUUCUGUCCCCAUGCUGGGGUUCUGUCCCGGCAGUCACGUUUCAUCCCUCGGUCGUCUCCCCCACAGUGCUGCUCCAAGCCUCCGUUGGCUGACCUUGCACAGCUGUAGCCUCACCUUUGGCCUCUCUCAAAUGCACUUGCACAGGGUCCUGCCCUGUUCACCCCUAGGUUUGCCCCCCAGCAGCAGUCAGACCCCCAGGCACGGAGGAGAGCUGGGGGGCUGCCCCAGCUCCGUGGGCUCUCGGCCGCCCGCGGCGUCUCGCCCCGCUCAGAGCAUCUCCAGCCCGGCCAUGGGGCUCAGGGGUUUGGGAGCAGUGCCCUACCCCUGCUCCAUGCUGCCCUAUGGCCGGGGAUAG